Messenger RNA from Ornithodoros turicata, 841 nucleotides. RefSeq lists its product as uncharacterized. Bases 17 to 841 code for a protein of 274 amino acids. NCBI's taxonomy places the organism in Eukaryota, Metazoa, Arthropoda, Arachnida, Ixodida, Argasidae. The record is from RefSeq and is a predicted model, not a curated record. The transcript has 5 exons.
CUUUAAGUUCUACAGGAUGACUCCCGAGCUGUUUGACCAGCUCCACGAGAUGGUCAGGGCACAGCUCACCAAGCAGCAUUGCGUGAGGGAGCCAGUUUCUUCCGGCGAGCGCCUCGCCAUGACACUAAGGUACCUCUCCUCUGGCGACCCAAUACAGGAUAUUGCUCUCAGCUUCAGGGUCGGGGUGGAAACAGCUCGUGAGGCGAUCUAUCUCACGUGCCAGGUGAUUUGGGAUACCCUCUCACCAUUAUACAUGAAGCCUCCCACCGAAGACGAAUGGAGGAAAAUAGCGGAUGACUACUGGCAACGUUGGCAGUUUCCAGCAUGUGUAGGUGCCGUCGAUGGCAAGCACAUACAGAUAGAAUGCCCAAAGAAGAGUGGGAGUCCGUUUUUUAACUACAAGAAAACGUUCUCUGUAGUCCUGAUGGCAGUUGCCGACAGCCGAUACAAGUUUGUCUUCAUAGAUGUAGGUGCAUCGGGAUGCACAAACGUUGUGUGGAGAAUGCAUUCGGGAUACUCGUGGCACGGUUUGAGGAUAUUUAGAUCACCUCUCAAACUGGACCCGAGCAACGUUGACAAUGUUGUGAAAGCUUCUUGUAUGCUGCACAACUUUUUGUGCACACACAUUGGAUCUGAGACUUUGUACUGCCCUCUUGACCUGGUGGACAGUGAAGACAGAGCGGGGAACUUCUGUGAAGGCAGGUGGCGCCAAGAAAUGCAGCGGAGCUCGAGCGUAUCCGAGCUGGAAUCGUCCCAUGCCCGCAACAGUAGCAGUGCUGCGGUUGCCCUCCGAAACACUAUAGCCGCGUACCUGAUGACUGAGGAAGGCUCUGUGCCAUAG